AUGCUGGGGCCGGACCGCCCCCGGCCGCCCUGCCUCGUGAGCAGGCCCCAGGCUGCGCCGAAGAGCGGCCGCGGCUCGGGGCCCGCUGGGCAGGCGGAGGCCAGCACCGACGGCUGGCUGGGGGCCACCACCUCCAGCUUCCGCAGCACCAUCUCGUGGCCGCACAAGAGCCAGCCGUGCUCCCUGGACGCGUCGACCAGCGGUUUCUUCCCCACGACGUCGCACCCCAGCGUGCUGCCCAUCGUGACGCCGCGGGGCAGCUCCUCGCCCGGGCGAUCGCCAGCGCUGUCUCGGACCGUGCCGUGUGCGCCAGCGGUGGCCGACGUCCAGACCUUCUCCAGGAGCAGGAAGUGCCGCCUGAAGGCCAGGGAGCACGCCUUCACGCUCUGCAAGGAGCGGUCCCCCGCGGACGUGCCGGAGGCGCCGGCCUCGCUUCCGCGGGCCACGGCCGCCGGGGCGCUGUCGCGCGCCGGGCGGGGCGUCGGGGGCGUGGCGCGCAAGCCGGCGUACAAGGACUGGCUGCGCUCGGCGCAGCUGGCGCACGGCAGGGCGCUGCGGUCCGGUGGAGGUGCCAGCGGCGGCGCCGCAGACACCGCAUGA
Messenger RNA from Prorocentrum cordatum, 600 nucleotides. The record is from the annotation of a GenBank genome assembly. NCBI's taxonomy places the organism in Eukaryota, Dinophyceae, Prorocentrales, Prorocentraceae.